CCGAUUUUCAUCUCCUUACGAUCAUCGGAUAUUGCUCUUUGAGUCUUUGACGGUCUCCCUCUCCUCGACGUUUACCGGAAUCUAUGUCGUUGAAGUUUGAAUGCUCUUCCUUAUCAGAAAACGAACGCUAGAGCUAGAUCUCAGGGGUUUCUACUUCUCCGAGAAUGUCUUACCUUACAUGUACCAGAUUGACGACAUGGACCCUGGCUGCGGUUCUUCUGCAAAUCUUCGGUCUCUCAUUUUUCCUCUAUGGGUUUUUUCCCGUAAAACCAGCUCUUUCAGGCGUCAGCGGUCCGGAGAGCUAUCGUUCUCCGAUGUGUGAACCCGUCAAAGAUCUCGAGGAGAAGAUAUUGCCUCCUGAUCGGCUAAGAUCUUUAUACAAGGAGAUGUCUGGAAUCCCCCUUUCAUUCGAUAGAUUGAUACUAAUGGUUGUUGACGGUCUUCCAGCAGAAUUUGUUUUGGGAAAGGGUGACCAGCCUCCAACCAAGGUAAUGUUGGAAGCUAUGCCAUAUACUCAGUCAUUGUUAUCAAGUGGAAUGGCAGUUGGUUAUCAUGCGAAGGCAGCACCGCCAACUGUUACUAUGCCUCGCUUAAAGGCUAUUGUUUCAGGGGCAAUUGGGGGAUUUUUAGAUGUGGCAUUCAAUUUUAAUACACAAGCUCUUUUAGAUGACAAUAUUGUUGGUCAGUUUUAUAAUAUUAGUUGGAAAAUGGUGAUGCAUGGUGAUGAAACAUGGCUUAAGUUGUUUCCAGGAUUUUUUACACGGCAUGACGGAGUUAGCAGUUUCUAUGUGAAGGAUACUAUAGAAGUGGAUCACAAUGUUUCUCGUCAUUUGAAAACUGAACUAAUCGCUGAUGACUGGAACCUUCUGAUUCUUCACUAUCUAGGCUUGGAUCAUGUUGGGCAUAUUGGUGGGCGCAAUAGUAUCUUGAUGAGCCCAAAACUGAAGGAGAUGGAUGAAGUUGUUAAAAUGAUUCACAUGAACAAAAUCCUGCCUCAAGACGAUCCUCAUGGACAAACACUUCUGGUUUUAGUCAGUGAUCAUGGCAUGACUGGAAAUGGGAAUCAUGGAGGGUCCUCAUAUGAUGAAACCGACUCCUUAGCAGUUUUCAUUGGUCUACGUUCUAAGGUUCCAGAUUAUGCAUCAGCAACAAAUAAUGCAGCUUUCCAGGUUGAUAUAGCACCAACUUUGGCUCUUCUUUUUGGUGUGCCUAUUCCAAAAAACAACAUAGGUGUCUUGAUUGAAGGAACUUUUGCCUCCUUGACAGAUGACCAGUGGUUGAGAGCUUUGGAGUUGAAUUCCUGGCAAUUAUUAAGAUUGCUGCAAGCACAACUACCUCAUUUAUCCCAGGGUUUGCCAUGUAAAGAUCCUACUGUUGAGCAAUACUCUCAAAUCAGUAAAUGUAGUGGAAGUGCAGAGCUGAAGUUUCGUUGCCUAAUUUCAAAUGCUGCAGCUCUCCAUGAUGCCUGGAGAUUGAAUGGAGCUAGAGGUUUCAGAAAUAAUAGCAGGGAUGAUUUUAGAGGAACUGUUGCAGCAUAUUAUGAAUUUUUAAGGACUGCAAGUGAGUGGUUAUCACGCAGAGCCACCGAUAAGCCUCUUGACUUGCUUGCUUUCGGAGUUAUAACUAUGUUUGUAUCAUGUUUGAUACUGUUCUGGUUAUGCAAAGAAGUUUACAAUAAACAAAAGCAAUGCUUUCCAAACUUAUACAGAAGUAACUAUACAAUGCAUUCGGAUGAGAGUUUUGUUUCGAUAGCAAUCUUGAUCUAUAUUUUCAGUAUGGGGUCAAGUUCUAUAGUAGAAGAAGAGCAAUACAUAUGGCAUUUUAUGACAUCAACUUUGUAUUUGAUAUUCUUCCGGAGGAGUAUCCAAUCCCUUCCAGCAGGACAAACACCAAAUUUACUUAAUGUAUCCAAUGGCCAAAAAUGCAGCAAUUAUUCCCACACAUGCUCCAUAAUUUUUGUUCUCAUCUGUGGAAGGGUCUUGAGAGGGUGGCAUCAAGGUGGUGUGAAUUGGACGCAUCUUCCUGACAUUUCAAAGUGGCUUGAGCAGGCAGGCCUUCAUAGCAUAAUAUACAUCCAGAUUGCUUCAGUGGUGCUUGUUAUCAGCUUGGGGUCAUGGGCUCUUUACUUGUUAAGACCAAAAAGUGCUUUUGUUCCGGUGGUUCACAUCAGUUUUGUUAUAUCUGGAAUAUUAGUACUGCUUCACAACAUAGAACAUCAGGAGCAUACAUUGAUAACAUCCAACUAUAGCACAACUUCUAUAGCUCAGAUAAUUUAUGCAACUAUUAGUAUGUCAGUGAUAACAAUCGUCAUUGCCUCACCAUGGUUAAUGCCUAUUUCACUCUAUAAGACUCGCUCAACUAGCAGGUUCCAUUUGAUGAGUUCUCAUUCAAUUGACAUUCAUAAAAGGACUCCUGAGUUGGGGUUAAGAGGUGCUGCAUAUUUGAUAGGAUGGACAUAUAUUGUGUUUUGGUGUCUUAUUCAACUGCUAUUGCAAAAGCCAAUAAAUGCGGUGCCAAUAAUAUUAGUUCUCUUGCAAAUCCUGGCCAGUAUGUAUUACUUUUCAAUGCCUGAGCUUCACCAUAAACAGUGGGUUGAGGUUGCUGCCUUCUACUUUUUAGGGAUGGCUGGCCAUUUUGGGCUUGGAAACAGCAAUACUCUAGCUACUAUUGAUGUUGCUGGAGCCUUCAUUGGUGUCUCCAGUCACUCUACAUUACUUGCAGGUAUCAUAAUGUUUGUUAUUACCUAUGCAUCACCACUGUUGAUUUUUCUUAGCAUGGUGAUGCUUAUAUCCAUGAAGGACACGAGUUAUAUAUUAGAUUCACAGAAUGCGGAAAUGGGGCAUCUUCUCCAAAUGAUGAUUGGUUUUCCUUGUCUUGUUCCAUUGUGCUUGAAUUCAAUUAUGCUGACUACGUUCACCAUCAUUUUGUUGCUAAUGAGAAACCAUUUGUUUGUGUGGAGUGUAUUUUCACCAAAGUACCUGUAUGUCUGUGCUACGACUGUAAGUGUCUACGUUGGGGUCUCCGUAGUUGCUGUAACUGCAGUUUAUUUGUGUAAUGUGUUUGUUUUCCGGGAAAGGAUGUUCAAUCCCAAGGGAAACAAUAGACAGACAAACCAAUGGUGACAAUAUAUCAAAACUGUCAUGCAAACAAAGAAUGAAUGCUUGUUUCGUAAGAAGGUGCCAUAUCUGGCUCUCUGGUGAAGCGUACAAAGUUUUCCAUAAGGAGCUCUAACACCGUUCCGCCUAUUGCAGCAAGACAGGAGUAGAAAAACUGGAGAAGGUGUUAGCUAUCGAGUUGGGACUCAAUCCCGCCUUCAUUCACCAGAGGUUUGGGGGAGCGCUGCCCAUCUUUUCACAAAGUAAAAGGGGAGUAGAGAAACUGGUUAAUAUUUUGAUAAGUGAGAAUAUAGUCAUUCGCAUUGUAGAUAGAUGGUAUGUUGUUAAAAGGAAAACAUAGAUCAAUUUCCCAUGUACUUCAACUAGGAGAUUUUUGAACUUUUCUUCUUGAUAACUUCGAAAAUUAUGUAAUAGUGUGAUUUAUGAUGCCCUCAACAUGUUAAAGAGAGUCGUCUUUGCUUUCAAUGAGAAAGUGAAACACAGUUUUUUUUUUUUUUCAGACAAAAUUGUUUUGUUUCUAGCGUCAUCAUAUUUACCUCCAUCACCACCACCAUAAAACAAAGGUUUUAGAAUAUUGAUCUCGUGUUUCUGGGAUUCCAA
Nelumbo nucifera (sacred lotus) is the source of this 3716-nucleotide messenger RNA. RefSeq names its product Alkaline-phosphatase-like family protein. Gene Ontology annotation, cellular component: endoplasmic reticulum membrane. Gene Ontology annotation, biological process: GPI anchor biosynthetic process. Lineage: Eukaryota; Viridiplantae; Streptophyta; Magnoliopsida; Proteales; Nelumbonaceae. The record is from RefSeq and is a predicted model, not a curated record.